Molecule: messenger RNA, 994 nt
Organism: Stegodyphus dumicola
Lineage: Eukaryota; Metazoa; Arthropoda; Arachnida; Araneae; Eresidae
Source: RefSeq, a predicted model, not a curated record
GCUUUUGGGAGCGUAUGGUUCAGUCUCUUAAAGCUCUUCUGAAGAGAAUCUUAGGAAAAUCAUCCUUGACAUUCAGGGAAUUAGAGAUAGUCAUAACAGAAGUGGAAGCUAUAUUGAACUCCAGACCUUUAACAUUUACAUACUCGGAUCUAGGAGAGCCAGAAUCUUUGAUCCCUGGUCACUUCUUAAUAGGAAGACGAUUACUGUCAUUGCCGCAAGGAAGCUCUAAAUUAACUUCAACAAAGGAGAGUCUUACACGUCGAUUUAGACAUCAACAGAUACUGGUAGAAAGAAUCUGGCGAAAAUGGAGGCAGGAUUAUUUGAUGAAUUUAAAAUCUGCUCAUCAUUCCAAACUGGCGAAAACAGCAACAUGUUUGAAUAAAGGAACUAUUGUAUUAGUGCAUGAAGAUAAAAUUCCACGGCUGAUGUGGAAGAUGGGCAUCAUAAUGGAAGUCUUUCCUGGGAGAGAUGGCAAGGUGAGAGCCUGUGCUGUCCGCUUGCCCAAUGGACAUACGAUUAAAAGACCAGUGCAAUUACUAUAUCCGGUGGAGCUGGAAUGUAAUAAGGACAAUUACGCCAAUUGUCCUUCCGGGCGGGAGGAUGUUGCAACUCAACUCUUGCUGAGAUCCGAUGGCUGAGUGACGUCAUCUCGAACUAUGAACUCUAGCUAGAGAUGACGAGAACUCAGAACUGAGAAGUCGCACGCUGCGUCGUGCGAACAUUUAAACCUUUCAUUAUGUAAAUAUUCUGUAACCGUUUGCGUCUUCAUUAAAUAUGUUUGUGUUAAGAAAGUUUAUCAUUUAUGGAUUAUCCCUCUCAAGAUUUUUGCAGAUGCACAGCACAGAGGAACUUCAGCCCAUUGGCCCUGGCCGAACCCAUUGGAACAAGAAGAUGGACCAGAUCAAGGACAAGAUGCUGCUUUCAGGGAGUCUACUUCAGAGGAUGGCAGAUGAUUUUCUAGAGAAUGGUGUUUUAAGAAGUGUUCUAAUGGGGA